AUGGUGAACGUACCAAAACAACGCAGGACUUACUGCAAGAAAUGCAAGGUCCACAAAGUUCACAAGGUGUCACAGUACAAAAAAUCUAAAGAAAGACACGCUGCCCAAGGUAGAAGACGUUAUGACCGAAAACAACAGGGUUACGGUGGUCAAUCAAAGCCCAUCUUUAAAAAGAAGGCGAAAACUACAAAGAAAAUUGUUCUCCGUCUUGAAUGUGCAGACUGCAAAGUGAGGUCUCAAGUAGCCCUCAAGAGAUGUAAGCAUUUUGAGCUUGGAGGAGACAAGAAGAGAAAGGGACAGAUGAUUCAGUUCUAA
This is a messenger RNA of Leptosia nina, 315 nucleotides long. The record is from the annotation of a GenBank genome assembly. Lineage: Eukaryota; Metazoa; Arthropoda; Insecta; Lepidoptera; Pieridae.